GGUGGUUGGCGACGGUCACGGUACCCAGCACCUGCAGUUCGACUCGGCGUCUCCUCGUGGUAUAGGGUUUUCUACGGCUGGGAAGGAACCUGCCGGUGAUGGGGCUGGAGCAGGAGGAGAGGGCCUCCCUCCUGGGCUCUCAACAGUACGUGUACCAAUCGUCCGGCUCUGACACCUACUCCGGGGAUUUCUUCGAUGAGGAAGAGGCUGCGGACUCCUCGGGCCUCGUGAAGCAGUCGGGCCUCGGGUAUGGCACCUGGAGGGCACCCGACGAUGGCAUUACACUCACAUGGAGGGACCUAAGCGUGUACGUACCGCAGAAGAGGAGCUGGUUCCGAAACGACGCGGGACAUCGGCCCUUCAAGCGAGUGCUCAACAAUGUGUCAGGAGCCGUUCGUCCUGGUAGUCUGGUGGCUCUCAUGGGCUCUAGUGGCGCCGGGAAAUCCACGCUGAUGAACGCCCUCGCUCACCGCACGCCUGGAGGGGUCAUCGUCGACGGGGAAAUCCUCGUGAACAGCCGGAGGGCCAACCGGGCGAUGGCGUCCCUGGCAGGAUACGUUCACCAGGAUGAUCUCUUCGUCGGCUCGCUCACCGUGAAGGAGCACCUGAUGUUUAUGGCCCGGCUGAGGAUGGACCGACGAAGGACGCAGAAGCAGCGGAUGGCGCGCGUGCUGGAGCUCAUGAAGGAACUCGGCCUCCUGAAGACGCAGAACACGCGCAUCGGCACGCCAGGGCAGGACAAGUCUCUGUCGGGGGGGGAGAGGAAGCGCCUGGCGUUCGCGACGGAGAUCCUGACCGACCCUCCGUUGCUCUUCUGCGACGAACCGACGACGGGCCUCGACUCGUACAAUGCCCGGAAACUCGUGAGGAUGAUGAAGGACAUGGCCGCCAGGGGAAAGACCAUCCUGUGUACGAUCCACCAGCCGUCCUCCGAGGUCUUUGCCAUGUUCGAUAAGCUCCUGCUGCUGGCGGAGGGGCGCGUGGCGUACAUGGGUUCGUCGUCGGGCGCUCUGGAAUUCCUCGACAGCCUCGGCCAUAAGUGUCCCUCGACCUUCAAUCCAGCCGACUACUACAUCCACACGCUGGCGGUUCUUCCCGGCCACGAACACCGAUCUCGCGAGCGGAUUAAGCGGAUAUGCGACAACUUCGCCGUGUCCGCUUACUCGAAGGACAUCGACAUCACCAUCCAGUACCAAGACAACAUGUGCAUUUCGCAGUCCGAUUCGGGAGCGAGCUCUCAAGAGGAUCACUUCUUCAGGAGUAUACCACAAAAGCCCAAUUGGCUCGUUCAGUUCUGGUGGCUGACGUGGCGCUCGCUCGUCGACUCGUACAGGAACCCAGCCAUUCACUCCAUCAGGAUCAUGCAGAAAAUACUCAUCGCUUUCCUCGUGGGCGUGUGCUACACCAACGUCACGCUGAACCAGGCCGGCAUUCAGGACAUCGAGGGCGUCCUGUUCAUCUUCAUCACGGAAAAUACCUUCCCUUCCCUCUACGGAGUCCUGAACAUCUUCCCCCAAGAACUGCCUCUGUUCCUGCGAGAGUACAAGAACGGGAUAUACCGGGCGGACACCUAUUACCUCUCCAAGAUGGUGGCGCUGAUCCCGGGUUUCAUAGUAGAUCCGGUCGUGUUCUGCAUCAUCUGCUACUGGAUGGUUGGUCUGCAGAGACACGCGUACCACUUCUUCAUGACGAUUCUGAUCACAAUCUUCACCGCCAACACUGCCUCGGCCUGUGGUUCCAUGUUCUCAGCUAUGUUUGAGAGCAUCCCUUACAUCAUGCUGUUCCUCAUUCCCUUCGAUGUUGUUCUACUCAUCUCGGGAGGACUGUUCAUCAACCUUUCGUCAAUGCCGUGGUAUAUUGGCUGGGUGAAGUAUUUAUCCUGGUUCAUGUACAGUAAUGAGGCACUCACUGUUACUCAGUGGUCUGAUGUAACAAAUAUCACAUGUGAGAUGCCGCCUGGCGUCCCCUGCAUCAGCAACGGGCAACAAGUCAUUAAAGAAUAUGCCUUUAAUGCAUCUCAUCUGCAUUAUGACUUUGGACUCUUAACACUUCUAUACAUUGGCUUCCAUCUCCUAGGUUUCUUAGGGUUGUACCUACGAGCAAGAAAGAAGUGAAGCACAGAGUUCCGUUUAGAAUAUAUUAAUAGCUUGCAUCUUUUAGAGAAGAAAAUGGAAGGCAUUAGUCCGAAUGUGUCUUUACUUCUUGGAACUGUGGUCUAAAUAUGCAGGCCAUGAACGUUCAUGUGCAAU
Messenger RNA from Penaeus indicus, 2249 nucleotides. Its product is annotated as protein scarlet-like. Gene Ontology annotation, cellular component: cytoplasmic vesicle membrane; plasma membrane. The record is from RefSeq and is a predicted model, not a curated record. The transcript is spliced from 15 exons. Lineage: Eukaryota; Metazoa; Arthropoda; Malacostraca; Decapoda; Penaeidae. Gene Ontology annotation, molecular function: ATP binding; ABC-type transporter activity; ATP hydrolysis activity. Gene Ontology annotation, biological process: transmembrane transport. Bases 99 to 2114 code for a protein of 671 amino acids.